This is a messenger RNA of Micropterus dolomieu (smallmouth bass), 1041 nucleotides long. RefSeq lists its product as uncharacterized. Gene Ontology annotation, cellular component: cytoplasm. The coding region runs from base 103 to 1041 and encodes 312 amino acids. Lineage: Eukaryota; Metazoa; Chordata; Actinopteri; Centrarchiformes; Centrarchidae. The record is from RefSeq and is a predicted model, not a curated record. Gene Ontology annotation, biological process: regulation of apoptotic process. The transcript is spliced from 4 exons.
GAAACCUGUACACCUGAAUGGCAGGAUCUCACCGGCCUCACAAAACCUCCGGGCUCCAUAUCCCUGAAGUUGAGUCUGUGUGCAGAACAUACAGAAGGACACAUGGCUUGUACAACACAGUCGGCCUUAGACUACGUAAAGAGUGCCAGAGUCCACCUUGUGAGAGAAUUAAAUAAUCUGUCAGUGGUUGUGGAGAACUUGUACCAGCAAAGAGUUUUUAGUGAUGAAGAGGUCAAAGAAAUACAGGCAGAGAGACAUGACUACGAUAAAACCAGGAGAAUACUGGACUCAGUCACUAAGAAGGGGGAAGCGGCGUGCUACAAGUUCCUCAGGAUUAUUGACGUGACGAGGAAGAGGACCUUAGGGAGGACGUCCCUUGUCCCUGAGACAAAGAGUUCAGCUUCUACUGAAGCCAAGAAGUUUGACCUGCACAUCUGGAUCAGCUGCUUUUCUUUCAAGGACGACACACAGAUGGAUAUAAACUACUUACAAGGCUCCAGGCCGUGCCACAGAUACCAGGAAAACUUGAAGUCAAAAGCACAAAAAAUAUCAAAUGAGUUUUGGAAGGCAAACAAAAUUCAAUUUGACAGAAACAACAAGCCUGAUCUGUCGUACGCUGCUCUUGUAUUAGACACACAAGGAAGUGUUUCUCCAUCUAAAAUAAAGAAAUUGAAGAACAAGAAGAGCAAGAUGAGUCGCCCUAAAAAGCUGAGGACAUACAUCCCUGAGGACAGCCCAGACAUUUCCCCCAGUGACCUGCUGAAGACAGAUAAAAACAUCCUCUUGGUUGGUAAGCCUGGAAUUGGAAAGACAGCACUCACUCACGAAAUGUUGAAACUUUGGGCAGAAAGAGACAACAAGGAGCUCGACUACAUGUUCUACUUUGACAUGAGAGAAACAUCCCACAUCAUGAUGGCCAAGAGCCUGGAGGAUCUUCUUUUCAGUGUGAUCAGUGAGCCAGAUGAAGGCAAAGAAGAGGUCUUACAGGACAUAAAGAAGAACUCUGACAACAUUACCUCCCUGGUACAGAGUCUCAGUUGA